This is a messenger RNA of Podospora bellae-mahoneyi, 1873 nucleotides long. RefSeq lists its product as uncharacterized. NCBI's taxonomy places the organism in Eukaryota, Fungi, Ascomycota, Sordariomycetes, Sordariales, Podosporaceae. The record is from RefSeq and is a predicted model, not a curated record. Bases 764 to 1873 code for a protein of 369 amino acids. The transcript is spliced from 4 exons. Gene Ontology annotation, biological process: transmembrane transport; monoatomic cation transport. Gene Ontology annotation, molecular function: monoatomic cation transmembrane transporter activity. Gene Ontology annotation, cellular component: membrane.
CAACCGCAGCCCGCAGUUUGCCGAAGGCGGACGAUCGCCGUCGACCUCCGUCCAGUCCUGAGUCCUCAGCUCUCGGCCUCACCCUCAGGCAAGUGGCAAUUGGUCGGAUUGCUCUCGUGAAGAGACAAGUUCCACCUUGGCCAAAUCCGGACGGCAUCAGGAUCAGAUAAAACAGAGAGCCAAGCCAGUGGAGGUGAGUGAAUAAACAGGUAUCAUCACCUCCCACACACUGCCAACUUUUGAUACUAUAUCCAUCCAUAUUUAUAACAUAGUAAUCUUGUGUAUUCAAGACAAACUGCUCCUCACUGUUUCAUUGCGCACUGUUUGUCGUUUCAAUCAUGUCGUUUUGGAGUUCAGGAGGCGUUUUAGCUUGAACCUUUGGUGGAGCCUUUUGAGGUGGCGUCGCCACCACUACUACCCUGGUUUGAGAGCAGCUGCUUCGCCUUCCAGCAGGCCGUUGAACCUUGAGCGUUUGGUGAAAAAGGAGCAAGGCCAGCGUUACUGACUCGAGAAGAGAGGCUGCUCGGGGAAAAAGGUUACCCGCACCGUUUUCUAUGUUCCGUUCAUCAUCAGGAAGCCAAGAACCUGGGUCUAGACUCGUACAGGUUCUCUGAGAAAACGAGCCGACAAGAAGCGUCAAUCUGAUAACUGCGACUGCUGAUAAGCUCACCACGUCGUUCACCAAUUAUUUUUUUUCCCUCCAAAUUCUCUCUCCCAGAAAAGGGCUCGUCAGGUUAUCAACACACAAGUCAAGGUGAGCAAGAUGAGUUCGCCACCGACAACGCGCCCCAUGUUCCCGCGCUCUGCAUUUCUUCUCCUCCAAGAUGAACCGCCAAUUGCGCCCAUGGGCCACGGGGCGCUGGCUUCGCUGAUCAGGAAUCGACCUGCAGCGGCAUUAGCAAACCCUUUGUCUUUUGGUGGCCGCGAUGAGGAAGAAGGCGCGGCUGAAACGGUUGAAGAUGAGGCGCAUAGGCGAGACGAGCGCCGCAUGAGUGCCAUCUUGAACAGCUCUCACAUGCGCAGCAUGCGCCUGAUCGGAAAUAGCAACCCACGAUAUCGAUGGGAAAAAUACUGGAAGACCCCAGAGGAGCUGGCCGCUAUGAAGAAGGAUAUACGCGAGUACUAUGAACGUGUCAACUACCUGGUCCAGCAGUAUCUCUACAUUGACCGCCUCCUGGACUCAUCUUUGCCUCAUGACCUGCUCAAUGAGUACAACAACAUGCCCGCAUCUGCCUUUCGCGGUGUCGAGAUACCCGCCACCAUCACGGAAAACUCACCAACCACGUCACAAGAGCCCGCGCGCAAGGUAAAGCGGACCCCAAAGGAUAUUUACCGGUCUACCGAGACGACUCCUCUACUUCAAAGCAACGGCGGGGCAGCUGUGGAAGACGACGACGACCUUGAAAACGGAGGGCGUGCCAAGCCUGAAAUCCCAUGGCUUGAAGAUGACCUCGUCGACAGCGAUGCCCCCAUUGUCACCUUGGCUAUAUACAUCAAUUUUGCUGCCAAUGUUAUUCUCCUAGCUGGCAAAAUUGCCGUCAUCAUCAACGUCCCGUCGGUUUCGGUGCUGGCCAGCUUGGUGGACGCGGUUCUUGACUUCAUCUCAACCGUCAUCGUAUGGGUGACCACGGUUCUCAUUCGCCAGCAGGAUCAAUAUCGAUAUCCGAUCGGAAGGCGGAGACUUGAGCCUUUGGGUGUUCUUGUCUUUUCCGUGAUCAUGAUUACUUCGUUCGUUCAAGUUGCUCUGGAGGCCAUCCAGCGUCUUCUUUCUCCCGAUCGUCACAUCAUUGAACUGGUUGUGCUGGCUAUGGUGUCGCAUGGUGAAGAACUCGAGCGUACAGGCCCUGCUAUUGGGCACGUGUAUGGUGGCUAG